UCACACGCCGGCGAGUUUGUUUUUUUUUUUAAACAAACCGAGUUUUUUGGAUUUGGAUUGCCGCAUCCGGAGUGCAUCUCCUCGUCCUGAUCCUCCGCUCCGCCAAGAUGCGCCCGUGCCCGCUGGCAUUGGCCGUGCUGCUGGGCGCCUGCCACCUGCUGCUGGCCUGCAACCACUGGGUGCUGCGCGAGGAGCAGAUCGUGCCCAAGCUGGACUCGCCCUUCCACAUGCGGGAGCCCAAGAACCUGGCCGCGUUCCUCGAGCAGAUCAGGUACAGCGAGUACGUGGAGAGGUCGUACCUGGAUCUGCUGCGCAAGCGGGAGCAGAUUGUGGAGCACCUGCGAUUCUCGAUGCGCUUCGGGGAGGAUCUGGCGGAGCAGGCCAAGUGCGCCAUGGACUACUACAUGCUGGAGAAGCGCAUGUCGUACCUGAAGAUCACGCCGGAGCAGCUGAAGCGGAUCAAUCUGCCGGACCAGCGGCAGCUGCACAUCCAGAAGAGUGCCUCCGCCAUGGGAAUGGAGCCGGUUUGCAGUGACUACCAUCGCUUGAGCGUGGGCCCGGCCACCUACGAUCACCUGGAAAGCUUCCAGCCCGACGUGCUGGCCGCCGCCUUCCUGGAGCGCGAGCACGACACCAAUGUGGGCAUGGCCACGGUGGAGCUGACCCGGCGAUUCGCCGUGGACGGACUGCAGCACCAUCCGUCGUCGUGGAAGUUCCACACCCUGAGCUCCUACUACUGGCGGAUGCGCGGCAACGCCCGGGAGGCCUUGCCCUGCGCCAGACUGGCUGCCCUGCUGGCCCCGCCGAUAUUCAAGGACAUACCGCUGCUGAGUCUGGGCACCAUACUCUUCCGCAUGGGCCGGCUGGCCGAUGCCGACCUCAUACUCAGCGCUGCCGUGGAGCAUGCCCCACAUGUGGCCGAGAACCAUGUGGUGCUGGCCUCGGCGCUGGCCAUGAAGCACGACUUCAACCGAUCCCUGCAGCACUUCGACGAGGCCGAGCGCCUGGAUCCCAGCACACUGCCGCGCACUCAGCAGGUCCGAAACUUCAUCAGCUGCCUGGAGAAUCUCACCAAGAAGACCUCCAAGAUGUAUAGCUACGUGAAGUACAUGAAGAACGAGGUGAAGGAGUUCAAGAAGCUGAAGCACCACAUCUCUCAGAACCACGAGCGACUGAUCCAGCAGCAGCUGCCGUUGGGCGCGCGCCGCCUGCUCGGCCUGGACGCCAAGACCAACAACGAUGACCUCCAUCGGAGGGGUCAGUACUGCAGCACGCGGACCCCGAAUGGCUCCGACGAGCCCGUGCUCUUCUGCGACUUCUACUCGGACAUGCAGAUGCGGCUGGAGAGCAAGGACGUGGACAUCGACGUGCUGGAGCGGGACCUCAAGGCCAACACGGACGCGGUCAUCCGGCAGGUGUCCACCGAGAUCCGGAAGCAGUUCAACCUGGAGCAGCUGAAGGCGGCCAAGGCCCAAAUGCCCGCCAAGGCCACCAAGGCCACAUAGUGGUAGAGCAGUGGUCACCACCAGAUGGACCGGCACAUUCCCCCCCACAAAGCAACCAAACACUUCGGGUCACAAACUAGCUUUUACUCUUCAUCUGUUCAGUUAGUAUUUAGGUCUGUGUGCGAGUGUCGUGUGUAUAUAUUAACCGAGAUACCGGAAGAGUCAUCAGGAAUAGCUUAAUCGUACUAGCCAUGUAAGCGGGGACGUUCGAGCAGAGGUUUUCGCCGCACGCCUCCACAGUGGGCCAAUAGGUAGGCAAAGGAGUUUCCCAGGCCAUUUGUUGGGCUCACAGUUUUAUGUAGGAGUACUCUUAAAACAUUCGUUAAGCUUCAAAAAUAUGUAUUGCCACUGCGGCUGAUCACAAUUACAUUUCUUAGACUUUAAACACAUUCAGGCAUUGCAGUUAAGUUAAACUAGGGAAAGCAAUUGAGAUAUGUUUGAGUUUUGACACAUUCGAUAAGAAUUAAGUUUAAGUGUUCGGAGAAGUGCCGAGCUCCUUGGAUUUUGCUUGUAAUCAACUAAGACAAGGACUCUAUGUGCACUCUCAGUUAUUUUUAGGUUCAUCUAGUAUAGAUAUCAUGGCAAUUUUACUGUGUUCGAAUGCGUCCAGAGCCUCCCUCGAAUGUCCCAAAGAGAACAUAGUAUGGCGCCUAGGCCAACGCGUAUUUGUAUUUAACACUAGUCUUACACCCCGUUCUGUUUCCUAAUCUUAAAGAAGUCUACAAAGUAACUACAGCCGUGAGCUAAUCGAAGAACA
Molecule: messenger RNA, 2262 nt
Organism: Drosophila biarmipes
Lineage: Eukaryota; Metazoa; Arthropoda; Insecta; Diptera; Drosophilidae
Exons: 1
Coding region: 108-1505 (465 amino acids)
Biological process (GO): actin filament polymerization
Cellular component (GO): actin cytoskeleton; cytoplasm
Molecular function (GO): protein binding
Source: RefSeq, a predicted model, not a curated record